Limulus polyphemus (Atlantic horseshoe crab) is the source of this 760-nucleotide messenger RNA. RefSeq names its product condensin complex subunit 2-like. Gene Ontology annotation, biological process: mitotic chromosome condensation. The transcript is spliced from 4 exons. Gene Ontology annotation, molecular function: chromatin binding. Bases 105 to 512 code for a protein of 135 amino acids. Gene Ontology annotation, cellular component: condensin complex. NCBI's taxonomy places the organism in Eukaryota, Metazoa, Arthropoda, Merostomata, Xiphosura, Limulidae. The record is from RefSeq and is a predicted model, not a curated record.
AAGACAGCGAUGGAGAUGUGGAGAACGUUGGCUUUCAUAGCGAGGGGGAGUUCGCCUCGUCCGAUUUUAACAACAGUCGUAGCAUCUUCCCUCAGAAUGAAAGCAUGGGGACCACUCCUCCGUCUCAAGGGGUUUUUGCAGGAGAUAACCUUCUCCAGCAGCCGUACAAGAUUGCCAAAAUUGAUAUCCAGUAUGCAAGGACGGCCAAGCACUUAGAUAUUAAACGCCUGAAACGAGUAAUGUGGCAUAUUUUGACGAAAGAUUCCGUGUCAGAUUCACAUAAUAAGGAGAAUAUAGAAAACCAGGAAGACGUAUCAACGCCGGAUAGAAUGGAUGGAGAGAUGUCAUUUUCUCACAUCUAUAAGACGUUACCUCACCAGUUGUCGUCACUAAUGACAAAGAACCUGAGUGUUCCUAUUGCAUUCGUAUGCCUGCUACACAUGGUCAAUGAAAAGACUCUGAAGAUCUCGGGAAAGGAGGACCUUUCCGACUUCUCCAUCAUGCAAGGGUGAUGAGAAAUUAGUUUUGUAUAGUUAAUCCAAGAUAUUCUAGUUUUUAGGGUGAAUUAAUUUUUAAAUGUAUCAAACUUCAUUGUCAUUACUUUUCACUUUCGUUUUAAUUUUUUGUACAUACGUAAUUCUUUCCAUGCUGGUUAUUUGUAGAUAUCAUAUUUCACUAGUAUAUCAACCACAAAAAUGAAAAAUAUAUAUAUAUAUCAAACACUAAGUUUUGAGUAAACUUACAUGUAUUUUUAAAUGUA